Molecule: messenger RNA, 2418 nt
Organism: Ictalurus furcatus (blue catfish)
Lineage: Eukaryota; Metazoa; Chordata; Actinopteri; Siluriformes; Ictaluridae
Gene: cib2
Product: calcium and integrin binding family member 2
Exons: 7
Coding region: 749-1312 (187 amino acids)
Molecular function (GO): calcium ion binding
Source: RefSeq, a predicted model, not a curated record
GCAAAGAUGCCUUCAAAAAUAAUAACAUUAGAUGUUUUGUAGCUAUAAAAACAUACUAUAGAGGGCAGUAAACAGUAAUAAACUAAACACAAUCAGUAUUUGUUUUUUUUUUAAAUUUAUUACAACCCUUACAUCAGUAGUCUCGGGUACAUUUUGUGCAGUUUUAUAAGGAAAUUGGCUGGUAGGUCUAAGCAUCUUGGAGAAUAAUUUUUUUUUUUUUGCCUGAAAAGUGGUUAAUAUGUAAUAUAUUGCUUUCUUUAAUGCCAUACACAUCCAUCCAGUUUCUAUACCACUUAUUCUACCUGGAGUCUAUCCCAGGGAGCAUGGGGUACAAGGCAGGGUAUGCAAGCCUUUGGACUGGAGGAGGAAACCAGAUUACCCGGAGGAAACCCCCGCAGCACGGUGAGAACAUCUCUCCGCUGAGCUUUGGCAGUGUGAGAAGCUGUGGACAGCAGUGGGUGCUGAAACGGGAGUGGGUGUGAGUAAUCCUACAGGCUAUUCUGCUAUUCAUGAACCUCUACACUCGAGUAGGGGAGGAUCGCGGAUCACCUUGCACUCAAGUAUUUAUGGAGAGUGCUAUUGGCAUUACAAACAUCCAUAAGUAAGCCGGAGGUCUGCAAUUCUAUGCGCGGUCACGGUUUUCUCCGUCUGGCCACAUCGUAUACAUGCCAUAAAUGCCUAGGAAAACCAGGACUCCUCCAACUCCCAAUGUGAUGCAUCUGUACGACAGGAAAAUCACUCGACUAAGAUGGGUAAUAAGCAGACGAUAUUUACUGAUGAACAGCUAGACGCCUACCAGGACUGCACUUUUUUUACACGCAAGGAAAUCCUUCGGUUACAUGGAAGAUACCAUGAACUGGCUCCGCAUUUAGUUCCCAUGGAUUACACAAAUGAUCCUGAUGUUAAAGUCCCUUUAAGCCUCAUAGUCAACAUGCCAGAGCUGAAGGAAAAUCCAUUCCGUGACAGGAUCGUGGAGUCCUUCUCAGAGGACGGCUUGGGGAACCUCAGCUUCAACGACUUUGUCGAUAUGUUCUCAGUUCUGAGUGAAAUGGCCCCCCGAGAGCUAAAGGCCAUUUAUGCUUUUAAAAUAUAUGAUUUCAAUGUAGAUAAUUACAUCUGCAAGGAGGACCUUGAGAAGACUCUGAACAAGCUGACGAAGGAGGAGCUGACUCCCGAGGAGGUGAAUUUGGUGUGUGAGAAGGCAAUUGAGGAGGCUGACCUGGAUGGAGACAGCAAACUCUCCUUCUCUGACUUUGAAAACAUGAUUUCCAGGGCUCCUGACUUUUUAAGCACCUUCCAUAUACGAAUCUGAGAGGGCUUCUACUUCAUCUUCAGAGAUAUUUUGGGGUCCCAGAUUACAACUUGAAUCCUUCUCGAAAAACCGUCGACACAUAUAUAGUGCAUAGCAGUGCCUGUCCUCUACAGCUCUGAAGAAUUUUCUCUUGGUCCUAUUUGAACAUGCACUCACUUAUUGGGGAAGCUGGAUUUUGGAUCUCUUUGGCUCUGUUAUUUUUUGUUUGUUUGUUUUCUGAGGAAGCACACUUUAGAACGAGGAACGCUGAGAAAAUUCAUGACUAUUUUUCCUGCUGGAAAGAUUCUGCAGUUGGCUCAGAUUCUCAGAGUGGAAUUAAAAAUACCUGGAGGUUGAACAUCUGUAUGGGCAUUUCUCAUAUAACCACGUGGUGUUUAAGAAAGACUCCACUGGAAUAUAGACAUAUGGUGUUAUUUCUUUGUCAUACAAUGUCCAUGGCACCACUGAAUCGACAUCAGACACUCUCCUCCUGUUGUCUCCUCUCAUUUAGAAUUAUGAAAGGUAUGGUGGAGCGAUGGACAAAAUAAUGAAGAGAGGAAAGAUAGAGUGUAGAGACUGACAGGAGAGAGUGAGAGAGAGAGAGAGAGAGAGAGAGAGAGAGAGAGAAUGAGGGCUAAAAGCACAGCACUGGCAUCACAGUCAAAAAGACAGUCUUAUCUUUUAUACAGCUAUGCAAUCUUCCUCCAUGAAAUGCAUGAAUUGCAUUAAUUUUGCCCUCUGCUAUAAAUUGCUUUUGCUGUAUCUGAUUUUCUUAGUUGUCUUAUUGCUUAUAGGACUGGAGCAUGACGACAAUCAUAUCAAACUGUUCUCCAGUUGUACCAAGGGCUCUGUCAUCUUUUCUUACAUUUAGCCAUUCAGAAACUAUACAUUUUUAUUGUGCGCUCAUGUUCUCGUUUUCCUGUUUGAACCUGAUGUGUGUUAGCACCACCUCUUAAUCUCUUAAUGUCCCUUUUUUCAAUGUAAUAUAGGGCAUUUGACUUUGAAUAAAAUGUUUUCUGCUGUUUGUUGACCGAGUGCAUCUGUUUCAUACUGCUGAUUUCUUUUACACUUUGUCCAAGAACAUGAAAAUGAUAUACAGCCAACUGGUACGCUGAAUUUCUAUAGCU